AGUCUCGGGUUCUGGGGCCGGCCAGGGGGCGUGCCCAGCACGCGGCCCGGCCCACCUGCGCGCUGGUUGGUGGAGCUUCGUCGAGGCCACGCCUCCAGGCGGCCCGCCUCCUGAGGGGGCGUGGCGAUGGGCCUGCCCGGGGCGGGCCGCGGCGGCCCCUCCAGCCCCCCCGGCCCGCACGCAGCCCGCGCAGGCGCACGCGCGCCUCCACGGCCGGGUCGCGGCGGGAGUGGGGACGCGCUCGCUGGAGCCGCGGAGCCGCCGCGCUGCUUCCACAGCUGCACAGGAGGGGAGCAUGUCUGCAACUCGAGCCAAGAAAGUGAAGAUGGCCACCAAAUCGUGCCCCGAGUGCGACCAACAGAUUCCUGUUGCAUGUAAAUCAUGUCCUUGUGGUUACAUAUUUAUUAGUAGAAAACUACUAAAUGCAAAACAUUCAGAGAAAUCACCACCUUCUACAG
Psammomys obesus (fat sand rat) is the source of this 458-nucleotide messenger RNA. RefSeq names its product UPF0547 protein C16orf87 homolog. The record is from RefSeq and is a predicted model, not a curated record. Lineage: Eukaryota; Metazoa; Chordata; Mammalia; Rodentia; Muridae. The transcript has 2 exons. The annotation marks the transcript as partial.